AUGGAAGAAAAUUUAGAUGACUUUGAUGAUUCAUCUGGAAGUGGAGGAAAUAGGCCAGCUACAAAGGGGCAUUUGGAAGCUAAUCAAAUACUAGCUGCAUACCAGGCUUCAUCAAGAAGUGCUAUGAUACCCCCAGGUUUCUGCAAACGAUUGAACAAGACAGUCAAAGCUAUGAGAGACCAUGAAAUAGGGAAUGGGACAAGGCAUAAAUGGAUGAAACAAUAUACUGGAAUAGGACACAGGUCCACCAAUCAUUCAGUACUCUGUCGAGCAUAA
Molecule: messenger RNA, 276 nt
Organism: Dovyalis caffra
Lineage: Eukaryota; Viridiplantae; Streptophyta; Magnoliopsida; Malpighiales; Salicaceae
Source: the annotation of a GenBank genome assembly